UUUAUGAGGUUGCCGACAAUCCAUCCUUAAGUUUACCAUCUUUGGUUAAGAAGUAUGUGAAGCAUACCUUGAAUACUAUUUUAAAGUCAAAAAAAUUAUUUCAACAUUCUCAAUUCCUUAUUAAAAAUGCCAAGGAACAUUUAUUGAAAUCGGUAGAUUAUGUUUCAUAUGGUAUGACAGAUAAUUUGGAUUUCGGUGAAUUAGAUAUUUCACAGU
Molecule: messenger RNA, 216 nt
Organism: Funneliformis caledonium
Lineage: Eukaryota; Fungi; Glomeromycota; Glomeromycetes; Glomerales; Glomeraceae
Source: the annotation of a GenBank genome assembly